Molecule: messenger RNA, 860 nt
Organism: Ostrinia nubilalis (European corn borer)
Lineage: Eukaryota; Metazoa; Arthropoda; Insecta; Lepidoptera; Crambidae
Gene: Aptx
Product: aprataxin
Exons: 2
Coding region: 256-846 (196 amino acids)
Biological process (GO): single strand break repair
Cellular component (GO): nucleus
Molecular function (GO): mismatched DNA binding; double-stranded RNA binding; single-stranded DNA binding
Source: RefSeq, a predicted model, not a curated record
ACACUAAUAACAUAAACAUAACCUAAAAAUUGUUUCGUCGAAAUGUUUUGAUUUUACAUAAUCGUAAUUAAAUUAAUUUUCUUAGUUAAAAUCUCGUUCUCCAAAGCGAUAAUAGUUAGUUUACAUUACGGACAAUUAGUUGUAAUAAUUUAGUUGCAUUAUUCCAAGAAAAAUAAUAAUUAAAAACUUCAAUUCAAAAUUAUAAUUAUUUUCAAACACAUUAAAAAACUAAAGUGCAAGUUUGCAGACUACAAAAUGAGCAAAAGAAAUCUGGAUGCCGGCCCUAACACUGAACCGAAAUCAAAACAAGUUAAGCAUUGGUCACUUGGCUUACUUGAAUCUAUGAAGGAUCCCAAGUCCAUAAUCAAAGAAACUAAAUCCGUUGUAGUAAUACGAGACAAAUAUCCCAAAGCUAAAAUCCACUAUUUAAUGCUGCCAACAGAAAAUAUAAACAGUAUUUAUAAAAUGAAUUUGGAGCAUGUAAAGCUACUUGAAGAAUUUAAUCGAUUGUUUGAAGAAAUAAAGAGUGAACUUAGCGAUAUUAAACUUAAAGCUGGUUUCCAUGCAGUGCCUAGCAUGCAAAGACUGCACAUGCAUGUAAUAAGCAUAGACAUGAUCUCUCCAUGCUUAAAAACCAAAAUUCAUUGGAAUAGUUUCACUACUAAUUUUUUUAUUCCAUUUGAAGAUAUUUUAAAUGAACUGAAAGAAACUGGGUCCAUAAAGAAAAUGUCGCCCGAGCUUCACAAGAAUUUAAUGGCAACUCCUCUUCAAUGUAAUCAAUGUACUUUUAAUCCUAAAAACCUGCCACAACUUAAGGAGCACUUAUUAACGCAUAAUAAAUCAUAAGAUUUAAUCAACAA